GCAAAUUCCGCUCGGAUAAAGAAAGAGGCAAAAUCGCCACAGCACUAAUGCAACAUCCGAGGUCGGAUUUAUAGGCUAAAUAAUGUAGCCCAUGUGCCAUGCGAACAUACAGUUACUUCAUUUCGACAUAUUUAAAUCAAGCAGGAAAGUUUACAAAAGCUAAACAGCGGAGGAGCUCAACAAGAGCUCUUUCUGCAGACAGAGACACACAAGGGGGGCGGGAGGAGGAUGAAUUCAUGAAUUAAAUAGUACUGAGGCGCUGAAAGUACGUAUUUACAUCAACAAUGAAAGACAGGACUGAGACGAGAGGAGAAAGUUGUCAGAGAGAGCUGCAAACAAAACUUCUUGAGUAGUUCCACUCAAAACAAGACAAGAGACCGAGGAGGAUAGAGAGAGAGAGAGAGAGGGAGAUAGACAUAAUUAGUCGGUAACAUUUGACUCUGACUGACUAACUUAUUGCUAUCGAGCCUAUUAUAUAUAGCCUAGGCUAUUUUUUUUUAACUUGAGCGAUUUUGUAUAGCCUAUUUGCACAAAUAUUUAGAUGCAUAGACUAUAUUUGUUUUGAAUUAGUAGUGUUUCAUAUGAGUGAUGAACAUUAUGAGAACUGCGCGGUUUGUCACUCUUCUGGAGCGGAUGAUGUUGACCAAGACGCAAGGAACGCGCUUCUCUGCGUCCUGAACACUUUCACAACUUUCGCCUCGGAUUGUCUCCUGAAACUGGAAAACAGCAUCGACUGCUGUAAAUCACAAAGAGAGAGAGAGAGGGAGAGAGCUCUGGAUUCAAGUCCUCAGUGAAAAGUUAUGACCUCUGCCACGCCCCCUUCUUCCCGUAGCUCCUCCCCACAGAAGGUCUGCCACUCCCAGACACAGACAGAUGUUCUAAAGCCACUCCUAGGUGGAGGAGGCGGGACUUCGACAGAAAACGGACCUGCCGCAUUGAGACGCCGUCGACGGGUGCUAUCUAAAGAUGGGCGGAGCAAUGUACGUAUCGAACACAUUAGCGGUCGAGGGAAGCUUUACCUGCGUGACAUUUGGACGACCUUCCUGGACAUGCAGUGGCGUUACAAGCUUUUUCUGUUUUCUGCCACCUUCGCUGGCACCUGGUUUGUUUUUGGUGUGCUGUGGUACUUAGUGGCACUUGUGCAUGGAGAUUUGCUAGAGUUCGACCCUCCGUCCAACCACACACCAUGUGUGAUGCAGGUCCAAACCCUGACGGGAGCAUUCCUUUUCUCCCUGGAAUCACAAACUACGAUUGGUUAUGGCUUUCGCUGCAUCACUGAGGAAUGUCCUCUUGCUAUCAUUCUGCUUAUUGUCCAACUUGUCAUCACCAUGCUGAUGGAGAGCUUCAUCACUGGAACCUUCCUUGCCAAGGUAGCACGGCCGAAAAAACGUGGUGAGACGGUGAAGUUCAGUCAACAUGCUGUGGUCGCCAAUCAUGAGGGCCGACCUUGUCUUAUGAUCCGUGUCGCUAACAUGCGUAAGAGUCUCCUUUUAGGCUGCCAGGUAACAGGUAAGCUGCUGCAGACGGCACUGACUAAAGAGGGUGAGACAGUGCGUCUGGACCAAAGGAAUGUAGCCUUCCAAGUGGACACAUCCAGUGAGAGCCCCUUCCUCAUCUUGCCCCUCACUUACUUCCAUGUGAUUGAUGACGACAGCCCAAUGCGGGCAUGGGCUGCCAAAGGUGGUGGGUGGACGGAUCCAGAGCUGGCUGACUUUGAGCUGCUUGUGAUCAUGAGUGCUACCGUGGAGCCGACCUCGGCCACCUGCCAAGUUCGCACCUCCUACCUGCCCGACGAGAUCCUGUGGGGCUAUGAGUUUCCACCUGUCGUCUCCCUCUCCCCCUCUGGAAAGUAUGUAGCUGAUUUUACCUUCUUUGACAAGGUUGCCAAGACCAAGACCAUGCCCCUUUUCAAACAAGCCCCGCCUCCAAACACCCAGUCACCACAACAUCAAGGCAGUGGUGGUGGAGACCAACGGGCGGAUGUGGAGAAGAAACGAUUGGAGGAGAGUUACCGGGAGGAAAGGGGGCGUGGCCGAGAACAGCUUAGCGUCCGCAUUAGUAACGUCUAGAGAGUGUAAUACAAAUGAAUGAAUGGGGGGAUCAGAUGGAGAUAAAUUGCUUGAGUACUUGUUUGAUUCAGUGUUCGCCAGCUAUUUUGAUGCCACUGAGCUAACCUGUUAUUCAAGGUAGCGUGCCAUUAGAGUUUGCUAGCACUGAAAUGUACUGGCAUACAAGCAUGAAAUAGAGAAGAUAAGACAGUGAGUAUGUUUGGAAUAGCACACUAACAUACUACACCUGCUGUUUCUGCAGUAUAUAGUACGUAUAUACUGUGCAUAGCAUGCACGUUGUCAGUAUGAACAGAACACAUAACGAUCUACUAUGGGAAAAUGAUUGGAAAAGCAUGCCUUCUCCUACAUAUUUGCAAAACUCCUAAAAUAUACUUUUACACAUACAAUUCACUGCAGUUUCUGUUCACAGUAAAGAACCAACAACUUAUAUUCCUUUUCAAACUAAUUAUGAUUACAAGGACAGAAUAUUGAUGGUUAAAAGCCUAUUUUCAUAUGGUAACUUGAAAUAUAUAUAUGUUAAGAGCUAAUAAGUAAUACAUUUUUAAUGUUUGCUCAUAAUCACAGUCAGGUCCCUAAUGUGGUUUUCCUGCCAUAAUAAACUUGCUGGAUAGCUCACCCGGUGCAAUGCGAUGCAAAGCGCUGCAGUCUUCUGAAAUACGAGUCAUGAUAAAAGAGCUCAAAGGCUUGUAGAAGCAAGAAAAAAUGCCAUAAUUUCCUCGGCAAAUGUAUUUUAUGUCACAUUUUCUUUUGUUAACAUUAUUGGUUGCAUUUAAGCCUGGAUUUAAUGUAGAUGAUGUUAUUUUCAAACACUCACCGGACAUUCAUUUGUGAAUUAUACA
Messenger RNA from Carassius auratus (goldfish), 2908 nucleotides. RefSeq names its product ATP-sensitive inward rectifier potassium channel 10-like. NCBI's taxonomy places the organism in Eukaryota, Metazoa, Chordata, Actinopteri, Cypriniformes, Cyprinidae. Gene Ontology annotation, biological process: potassium ion import across plasma membrane; regulation of monoatomic ion transmembrane transport. Gene Ontology annotation, molecular function: inward rectifier potassium channel activity. The coding region runs from base 801 to 2069 and encodes 422 amino acids. The transcript is spliced from 6 exons. Gene Ontology annotation, cellular component: plasma membrane. The record is from RefSeq and is a predicted model, not a curated record.